Messenger RNA from Dreissena polymorpha, 2294 nucleotides. Its product is annotated as ATP-dependent DNA helicase RecQ-like. The record is from RefSeq and is a predicted model, not a curated record. The coding region runs from base 28 to 1245 and encodes 405 amino acids. Gene Ontology annotation, molecular function: four-way junction helicase activity; nucleic acid binding; ATP binding. Lineage: Eukaryota; Metazoa; Mollusca; Bivalvia; Myida; Dreissenidae. Gene Ontology annotation, cellular component: nucleus; chromosome; nucleoplasm. Gene Ontology annotation, biological process: telomere maintenance; double-strand break repair via homologous recombination. The transcript is spliced from 5 exons.
AAAAAGAAGGUCAGGUAAACUUCAAACAUGGCGUCUGCCUGUGGAUUAUCAAAUGACACAAAAUAUUCCCAAGCUUUGCAAAAUUACAAUCAAACACACAAUACUGAAAUUCUUAAACUUAAACCUCUGCAGGAAAAGGCUUUAGAUGUGUUGCUAUCUGGAAAGGACUGUUUAUGCUCUCUUCCAACAGGAUAUGGAAAAUCCUUGAUAUUUGAGCUUCUUCCUUUUAUUGAUCCAAACUGUUUGGUAGUGAUAAUUGAACCAUUGAAUGUUAUCAUGGCACAGGAAGCACAAAAGCUUGGUACUAAAUCAAUGUGUCUUACAAGUAAGAGUGACCUGACUGGUAUUAAAAAAGGAUCAGUUAAGUACAUUUUCUGCCAUCCAGAAGACAUUUUAUAUAACAAAAAAAUCAUGGAAAUGUUUAGGAAUGAGGACUUUAAAAUGAAACAGAUAUUCCUAGUUGUAGAUGAAGCCCAUUGCAUUUUAAAGUGGGGAGAUGACUUCAGACCAGACUUUAAAAGGCUUGGUAAUUUAAGAUCUGUCUUCUGUUGUCAGGUGUUAGCUUUAACUGCCACAGUUACUUGUGUAGGCCAAAAGGAAAUAAUGAAAAAUUUACUCAUGAAAAACUGGGCAACUGUUUGUGCUGCUCCAACUAAGCCAAAUAUUGUUCUUGCUGUCUUGAAAAGGCCCAGUGCAACAUCUAAAGGGAACACUUCUACCUCACCCUAUGACUUCAUAUUUGAAAAAAUAUUGAAUGAACUGAAAAAUAAAGGGAAGGAUUUCCCCCUCACAAUUGUCUACUGUAAAUCAAUACAAUGGAUCGGCUACGGAUAUGAACUGGCCAGAGAGAUACUGGGGGACCAGUUUUAUGAUGGCGAGCAGCAACCAGAGCAUGCCAGGGUGGUUAUGUUCCACUCUUCUAUGGAAGACAGUAAGGGAAAGCUCAAAGCCAUGAUCCUUGCUGAUCUCCAGAGGCCACCUAGUGAAUGUUGCAUAAGGCUUGUAUUUGCAUCUGUGGCACUAGGUAUGGGGGCAGAUUUAAGACAUGUUCAGCGUGUGAUACAUGCAGGGCCACCUUCAACACUAGAGACCUACGUUCAAGAGAUUGGAAGAGCUGGAAGAGCAGAUUCCCAAGCCCUGGCUAUCAUGUUCUACAAUGGCAACGACCUUGCUUUUAAACAAAUGCAGGCAAAUAUGAAAGAGUAUUGUAAAAAUAAUGACAAGUGCAAGAGAGAACUUGUUUGACAGACCUACCAUAUGCUGCAAUAUAUGUAAGCCUGAUAUGAGUUUGGAAUGGGAAUUUUCUCAGCUUUCAAUUUCAGAUCCUGUGGGACAACAGCAAUAGCUUCAUUCACACAAGCAGUGGAGGGCUUCAGCCAUGGGAAAAAUUCCACGAGAACUCUUGAAGAAAGAACGGAGAAAUUAUUUGAAAUUUCCUGCAAUUCUUCCUCACAUAUGAUAAAUGUUUCUGUAGGCAAAAGGCGGAGAUCACACUGUGGAAUAUCAUUAUCCAUAGCCUGGAAGUUGACGUUUUGGACAAUAGCUGCAGAUCCAAACCAGUGUUGAAUAUGACCUACUUUCCCCACACUUUUACGCUCUUGUGAAACACCCAUCUUGAAGUUUAUGUUGUCCCCCACUAAACGAAAGCGUUUUCCUGAUUUCAAACUGUCUAUCAAUUUAGAAUUGAAUGUCCCAGAUAUUGAGGUCAUCGUGUCCAGCAUACUCUGGUGGCAUAGUGUGAUCCCCAAUGGUUGGAGUUGAUCAUAGACCUGAAGAAUCCAACAGAUUACAUGUGAACAUUUUACAAAUGUUUACAGCUUAGUAAAUGAAAUAUUUCAUUCAACAAACUUUCUUUCAGACUUACAAAACUAUAUUUGGUCAGACCAAAUGUUUAUGCUUUAUUUGCAAAAUCAAUGUUUGACAGUACUGUAAAGCGGGUUAUUUCUGUGGUGCCAAAAUUUGGCGAUUUUUCUUUUAGGACAUAUUGGUGGUGUCUAAUUUUGGCGCAAAUAUUUCAUGAUUUUUUGUGUUGAUAAGCAAAAUCACUUUUUAUAAUAUAUAUUGUCUUAUAUGGCGGUGUUUUAUUUUUAUGCUACCGUUCUGAACAGCCAAAAUUUACCCCCCCCCCGGUUAAAAAUACCCGCUAUACAGUUAUUGAUUUCAGUAUUAAUUAUCAUGUCAUUACGCUAUAACUUGAUGACAGAAGCUAUUAUUUUUUAAGUUAUUUCACCAAUAUAAGUGUAAAAAAAAUUGCAACAAGGCCAGUUUUUGCACAAUAAAAGUGAUACAACUGA